AUGGUCCUUAUUUUUGUAUCAUCUGAACGAUUUGAUGUAGCACUGGAGAUGAGCAUCAUAGCUAAACGUCAUUUUACUGCGGCUAAGAGAAGAUCGUCAACUGCUGAACUUCUUCAGAACAGACGACGGUCGUCCGUCUCAGAACUAGAGGACCUUAGAGCCAAUCACCAUCGUUGUGCCUACCAUAACAGAGAAAAUGCAAUCAACGAGUCAGGGGAAAGUCAAGAGGAAGACCAGACGGCAGAACUAAUAUCUAGCAUAAUGGAAAAUCCUUACGAUCAACUUAUCCGAGUAAUCGGCAAGAACAGCUUUCCAGAGAUUGCCAGAUCAGUCCAGAACUUCUUAGAUAACCAGGAACCGAUUUUGAACAAACAAAAACUUGUUCUGUAUCUGGAAACGAUCAAAACCCAUAGUGUACCCAUCAUAAAAGAAGUUAUGUCAGCAAUUAGACCAAGUGUUCUUUUUCCGAAGCAUUAUAAAUACAAACUCAUGUCUGAAUCCUUGAAAUCUGGUAAUCCUGGUGUCGUAGAUGUUGUCUGCGGACAUCUUCUCCCAAAGUCUAAGCUAUCUAAGGAGGACACCGUUCAAAUUUUUAAAGAAGCACUGGAGCUCAAUGAUCUGAAAAUUCUUCUCUCUAUAUGUGUGCCUUUGAAAAUGAAAAGAUCGAUUGAAAGAGACCAAGCUUAUCGUCUGCUUCUAAUGUCUAUCGGAACAAAGAAUUCUGCAAUUGUGGUUCAGGUCUUACGUGGAAUAAGACCAAAGAAAGUGUUAACUUCUCAACAAAAGUCCUAUCUUUUGACAUCGUCGAUUGAUACUUCUAACUUAGGAAUAGUUCAAAUCGUACUGAGGUUGCAUGACAAAAUACGUCAGGUUGAAAUUGAAAAUUUCUUGCACAAGGCUGUUCAAUCAACUCCUGAAAUUUUCUUACAUCUUGUUCAUGAACUGAAGCCAGUCUUCAAUGAUAGCACAUUGGAAGACCUGUUAAAUUCUGCUUAUGCUGCUUCUGGAAACAGAGAUAUUACACGCAAUAUUAUCCAACAUUUCCCUCCUCCAAGUGAUAUUGCUAAACGCUUCCUGGAAAUGUUCAUUCGAGCAGACGAUGUAGUCUUGAUUAUCGUACUUCUAGCCCAUGUCUCCAAACUGUCGGCUGAAGAAGUACAAGGCAUUGUUGUUUUGUCUUUGAGGACUGGUACAAAUCUGUUCAGAUACUUCAGUGGAAUACAUGACUGCCCCAGUGAAAAAAUUUCAGAAAUAAUUGAGGAACAGUUUGAACAAAGCAGAAGGAGCUGCUGUUCUUCAAAUCGCUGUGUAAAUCAAACAGACGACAAUUCAAUGUGGGAACUCAUUGUCCACGUUCUACAGUCCUUGCAAUGUUCAGUAUCAAGAAUUUGGGAAAAGCUCUAUCAAAAAUUCGCUCAAUCUGGAAAUACUGAGACUCUAAGACUAUUGAAUCUUUCUUCAACAGAUAAUCAAGAAAAUGUUGUACUACAUGUACUUGAAAAUCUCUCACGCCACCCAUUAAAAAAUGAAGUCAUUGAAGUCAUGUUAGUCCCAAUUCUAAAACCAACAAAAACAUUCCUUGCACAUCUUGAAAAGCUUUUCAAUUCUGGCAAUUUUGAAGAAGCUUCGAUUGAAGUAAUUCAGAAGUAUUUACUAAACUUCCAGCAUCAUUCUGUACAUAUGGUAACUGAGCUUUGAAGAUAAAUGUUUAACAAUUCAAGAGAAGCAUCUAUAUGUCAAUCCAAAAACUUGCAAAUCUAUGUAUACUCUAUAUUUCAAUCA
Saccostrea echinata is the source of this 1782-nucleotide messenger RNA. RefSeq lists its product as uncharacterized. The transcript has 3 exons. The coding region runs from base 1 to 1698 and encodes 565 amino acids. NCBI's taxonomy places the organism in Eukaryota, Metazoa, Mollusca, Bivalvia, Ostreida, Ostreidae. The record is from RefSeq and is a predicted model, not a curated record.